Molecule: messenger RNA, 2632 nt
Organism: Paramecium octaurelia
Lineage: Eukaryota; Ciliophora; Oligohymenophorea; Peniculida; Parameciidae
Source: the annotation of a GenBank genome assembly
AUGAUAAGACAACAAUCAAUAAUCUCAGGAGAAUACUUGGUCUUCGAUACGCAUGACCUAAUCAAAAAGGGACAGUAUAGACAAUGCAUACAGAAGAUCAACCGAUUGGUCUUUGAUCCUCAAUUGGCCAAGGGUUAGCCAUAAUUUUUAUAAUUGCAAAUUUAGCUAUGCAGAAGACUAUUGCAUUGUUGUAACAAAAUCCUCAAGAAGUAUCACUAUGCCAUAACAAUUCUAGAUAUUUCCAAAAGUUUUCAGAGAAGUCUCACAAAGUUCAAUCGUUACUUAAUCGCACCAUCGAAUUGAGUCUCUUUUACAUUGAUUUCCUAGAGAUCUAUGCAAAAGAAAGUAUUCAAACAGAUGCUUCGCCAGCUGCAUCUCCCUCUCCAACAAUGAAAAAAAAAUAACUUUUUAAAGAACUCUACGCAGAGUAGAUAAGUCUUGCUCACAAAAUGGAAAUGUUCUUUUCCCAAGACAUCGUGAGCAAUUACGUUCCGAAAUCCAAUAUCUGGUUUCAUUCCCAGUGCCAGAACUGCUACUUUUUAUUAAUGGAAACCCUCUUCAACACUUAUCGCUUUCACAAAUAUAAUCGAACUCCUUACGCCGCCUUAACCCUUAACCUAAUCACUCAAGUCGUUGAGAAUGUUACAAUAACCAACAAUAGACAAUCCUUAUUUAGAGGGGAAUUACAAACGUUGAUAGGAAAUGCAUACUUUGAAUUGUGUAUUAAUUACAUUUUAAUUAAGAUGAGUACAAUAAGGCUGAUUGGUAUUACAUCCAAGCGAUUGAAUAAACAAUGGAGGCUGUUAGAAUCAUCCUGGGUGAGAUUGAAAAAAUGAAAAGCAAUAUUGAUCUUAAUGUGGUCAAGGUUCAAUUAGCCAAAUUAAUCAGUUAGAUUUUAGUUAAUUUUGAAUUGCAAUCUUUGGUUAAUCAACAAAUGGAAAAGUAGUAAAUGAAUUUUAAUAUAGUUAUGAUCGCUGCUUAGAAAUCGUCUAACUCGCUGUGUAUUUCAAUAAGAUACUAGAACACUUCAAAAUUUGUAAGGAAGUUACUUCCCAAUUUGAGACAAGGAGUGCAGAAAUUAAGGAGAACUACAAGGAUCACGUUGAUGAAAUGAAUGAAAUAAGUAGGCUGCUUUCUCAUGUAUUCCAAAUCUCCUUAAAAGAACAUCUAAAAAAUAGCAAAUCUUCAAUUGAUCUUCAAUAAUUAAGCCAAGUCGAGCAGUACGAACAAAAGAUCUUUGAGAAGUACCAAUAUUCACAAAAUAACUAAACCUUUUUUAUCAAAAGUAGAGAAGUGCCAAAAUAAUUGAUUUUAGACAAUAUCCUGUAAUAGUAAUAGCAAUCCCAAUACUUUGUUAAGAAUUAAUCAAUCAAAAUAUUCAAACUUAAGCAUAACAGUUCCUAACAUUCAAUUGAACAGCCUUCAACAAAUUAUAAUGAUAGUCAAUUGCAAUUGUCAAAUAAUAAGAAUGAUUAGAGUCAUUUAACUUAAAUUGAUACAUCCCAUAAUUCAUCAAUCAAAACCCAAUUGAAUAAGACCUUAAAAGUCAAUUCUAAUCAUAGAUAGAGCUUCCUAAGUGAAUUAAUUCAUUUAAGAAAUCAAGGGUCUAAAUCGGACGAAAAAGAAAAAUAGGUUGAAAGCGAAAUUGAAAAGAACUAUAGGUAGUAGAAGGAAUUACUAUUCAAAAUCAGCAAUAAAAGUUACUAUAUAUUCAAUAUAUUUAGAUGCCUACUAGCCAUUGGAUUAAGUUGUUAAGUCAUAUAUAAAUUAAAAUCUUGUGAGCUAUUAAAAAUGCCAAUCACUAGAUGAAGUAAAGCAGAAUGCAAAAUAAAUCUGCUAAGCUGAAGCUGAAGUUCACAAAGAAGUACCUAUCACAAAAAGUUUAUUACAAGCCAGAAAAAUGACCUGUCCUUAAGGUGUUAUGGUUAAGGAUAAAUAAGCAGAACAUGAAUUCAAUAAAUUACUUGAAUUCAAUGUGAUAGAAUAUUUUGAUUUUGUUUAAACCAAUAAAGAUUUGGCAGUUACCAACUUAAAGGCUUAAUAAGAAAACAAACAGGUUCGAAUUGCAUAAUAGAAUUUGUUCUCUGAUAAUUUCAUUCCUAAGAAAAAACUAAAUUUCAUUGAUUAAGAAGAAAUUAAAUAAAUUGAAUAAGCACAAUAGAUAGCGGAAUAAGCAGAGAAGCUUUUAAAAAAAACCUAUGAUAAAAGAAAAUCAACUUAAAAAUAGUCUAGAAUAGCACUUUUAAAUUUCAUGCAGGAUAAAGUGCAUAAAUCCUAGAAAUAAGAUACUAUAAUACCAAUGUCUUAUGAUUAAUCAUUAGAUUAGGCUCGUAAUUCAAUUAAAAAAGUAUUAUCAUUGAAUGAGAAACAAAAGCAGAAAUUUGAGGAAGAAGAUCAAGAAUUGAGAGAAGUAUAUAUUUCAAAAAAUAAUCAUUAGACUGAAUUGCCUUACAAAUUCAAGAGAUCUUUAUCUGGAAGCUCAAAAAAGAAAGUACAAUCUAGGAGUAUUUUGAUCAAGAAAGAAUUUGGCCAUUUAUGUUCAUCAACAAAAAAUAUCAGGGAAAAGGAUUUUGGAUCUUCAAAUAAUACUGAAACAAAGAUUAGAGGGAUCUCAUUAGAUAGGAUUAAAUGA